This is a messenger RNA of Impatiens glandulifera, 1802 nucleotides long. Its product is annotated as ribulose bisphosphate carboxylase/oxygenase activase, chloroplastic-like. Bases 117 to 1460 code for a protein of 447 amino acids. Gene Ontology annotation, molecular function: ATP binding; ATP hydrolysis activity; ribulose-1,5-bisphosphate carboxylase/oxygenase activator activity. Gene Ontology annotation, cellular component: thylakoid; chloroplast stroma. The record is from RefSeq and is a predicted model, not a curated record. NCBI's taxonomy places the organism in Eukaryota, Viridiplantae, Streptophyta, Magnoliopsida, Ericales, Balsaminaceae. The transcript has 5 exons.
UGAUCUCAAUAUUUUUUCUAUAAAAUCCAUCCACUCCACUCUCACCCCAUUGCUACUACUACCAAUUCUCACCUCUUUCUUUCUUAAUUAAUUACUCACAUCCGCCACCGCCGGAAAUGGCCACCGCUGUUUCAACCGUCGGAACUGUCAACAGGGUACCGUUGAACUUGAACGGGAGUGGUUCUGGUUUGGCUGUGCCGACUUCUAGUUUUUUGGGAAGCAGUUUAAAGAAGUUGAACAACUCUUCCUCCUCCUCCUCGAGAUUCCUCAACCAAAAGAUAUCCUCGAAUGGGUUCAAGGUGGUGUCGGAGAUGGACGUAAAUCCCAAGAAGCAGACUGAAGGUGACAGGUGGAAGCAUCUGGGCACUGAUCUAUCCGAUGACCAACAAGACAUCACCAGGGGAAAGGGUAUGGUCGAUUCACUCUUCCAGGCUCCCGACGGAGCCGGAACUCACGACCCAAUCAUGAGUUCAUACGAAUACCUCAGCCAGGGUCUUCGCCAGUACGGCGACAUGGACAACACUCUCGAUGGCUUAUAUAUUGCCCCUGCAUUCAUGGACAAACUUGUUGUUCACAUUUCCAAGAACUUCAUGACCUUGCCCAACAUCAAGGUUCCUCUUAUCUUGGGUAUCUGGGGAGGCAAAGGUCAGGGAAAAUCCUUCCAAGCUGAGCUUGUCUUCCAAAAGAUGGGCAUCAGCACAAUCAUGAUGAGUGCCGGAGAGUUGGAAAGCGGGAACGCCGGAGAGCCCGCCAAGCUAAUCAGGCAGAGGUACAGAGAGGCGGCUGACAUUAUCAGGAAGAAGGGUAAGAUGUGUGUCCUGUUCAUCAACGAUUUGGAUGCCGGUGCCGGUCGUCUGGGAGGAACCACCCAGUACACAGUCAACAACCAGAUGGUGAACGCCACCCUCAUGAACAUCGCCGAUAACCCAACCAACGUCCAGCUUCCUGGUAUGUACAACAAGGAAGACAACGCCCGUGUUCCGGUCAUCGUCACCGGUAACGAUUUCUCCACUCUUUACGCGCCCUUGAUCCGUGACGGGCGUAUGGAGAAAUUCUACUGGGCACCCACUAGGGAAGACAGGAUCGGUGUCUGUACUGGUAUUUUCAGGAGCGACAAUGUGCCUUUUGAAGCCGUCGUCACGCUUGUUGACACCUUCCCAGGGCAAUCCAUCGAUUUCUUUGGUGCCCUUCGUGCUCGAGUGUACGAUGACGAGGUGAGGAAGUGGGUGAAUUCAGUGGGUAUUGAACAGGUGAGCAAGAAGCUAGUGAACUCAAGGGAAGGACCGCCGACAUUCGAACAGCCGAAGAUGACUCUGGAGAAGCUUCUGGAAUACGGAAACAUGCUUGUCCAGGAACAAGACAACGUGAAGAGAGUCCAACUUGCCGACAAGUAUCUAAGUGAUGCCGCCCUCGGAGAUGCCAAUGCCGACUCUAUUCAGAGAGGAACUUUCUUCGGUUAGAUCUCUCCUCCCCGUCCUUCCUUCCUUCCUCAGCAGGUUAAAAUACCGGUGCCCGAAGGUUGCACCGAUCCGAUUGCAGGAAACUAUGACCCGACUGCUAGGACUGAUGAUGGAAGCUGCUCUUACACACUAUAGUAGGCCUUUUCUGAGGGAGGGAGGGAGGGAGGGAGGAAGGGAGGAAGAGAGGAAGAGAGAAUCAGAUAUUAAAAACUAAGGAUGUGAUUUUGUUUAAGUCUAUCCUUCAUUUUUUUUUUUUUGCCUUUUGUUUCUUCAUCACUUUUCAUUUUCAUUUGUAAAAUGUUCAAUGUGCAAUGCAAAAUAAAGUAUGGAUUUUCAAUUUGU